AUGGAGAAGUGGAGUUUGCAGGAAGACACCGCCUUGAUUACUCUUUAUCGUAUGUACGGCCCCCAGUGGGUAACGGUCUCGCGUAUCUUAGGUACAAAGUCUGCACAUCAGAUUUCACAUAGGUGGCAUAAUGCACUGCGCCCUGGAAUCAACAAAGGACCGUUCACUACCUUUGAACAUGAUGCAGUUACUCAGCUAUACCGUGUUCAUGGCUCCAGGUGGGCUAGGAUCUCUGCAAACCUCCCCGGUCGCACUCGAAACAUGGUAAAAGCCAGUCGAGAGGAGAUGCAAGCGGAAGAAGAAAGUAUUCGAGCGAAGAUGUCAAUAGCUCGUAUUCUAAACUGA
This is a messenger RNA of Paraglomus occultum, 345 nucleotides long. Lineage: Eukaryota; Fungi; Glomeromycota; Glomeromycetes; Paraglomerales; Paraglomeraceae. The record is from the annotation of a GenBank genome assembly.